UUCAUCCCAUUGCUAGAGAAUGCCAGGAGAAGGAGCGCUGGGGGACUCAUUGCAGGCUGCCGGUUUUCAGAGGUAUUACGGAGUUCUCAAAUCUAUGGGGGAGAAAAAGCACUGCCCAGAGCCCCUUAAGGUUUGGUCUUGAUCUUGGAGCUCUUUCCCAAAGUUAACGAUCCUGCCCAUCAGACUGGGUGGUCUCCAGAGGUGCCUUCCAACCCCACCUAUUCUGUGAUUCCAUGGCUGGGAUCAUAAAACGCCACAUCGUUUGUCCCCAGAUAAGCGCCACCGAGGCUGUUGGGGAUGCGAGGGAGGUUUCACAGCUCCGGGCUGCCGGGGCCGGGGCCGGGUCUGGGGCACGGAGCGCUGCCGGCCCCGCCCCGGGUCCGUCAUCCGGCGGCGCCGGGGCUGUCCCGUUGCCCGGUGACGAUGUCGGAGCGGCGGGCGCGGGGGCCGCUGCAGCGGGUGCAGCGCCGGAACCGGGAGCUGCGGGCGCAGGUGGAGGCGCUGAGGGCGGAGAGCGCGGCUGCAGCCCCCGGGCAGCGGGAGGCCCUUCGGCUGAGAUGUACACAGCUGAAGGAAUUGGUGGAAGAGAACACAAACGCUCUCCGUGGUUUGAAAAAAUCUGAUGAGCCUGCGCCAGUGGGGAAUUACAGCCAGAGGAAGGAAGAGGAAGAAAAGCUGUUGCUAAGACUCUCCCAGCAGCUGCAGAAACUCCUUCUUGUCUUGGAUCAGGAUAAUGUGACAAAGAAUUAUCCAGGGGGUGAGGAACACCAGAAAGGCCCUCAUGCAGAAGAGGGAAAUGAAGAAGAGGAGGAGAGUGAAGAUGAAGAAAGUGAGGAAGAAGACACUGAAGAAGAAGAAGAUGAGGAGAAGUUGUUGGAUGAUCCAGAUGUUAGAGAAUGUGUUGCUGUCGGGAACUUUGAUGCCCAGCAGGAAGGGGAUCUCACAUUUCUAAAAGGUGAAAUCCUGCUCAUACACAACAAGAAGGCAGAUGGCUGGUGGGUAGCUGAAAAUUCCAAGGGAGAGAGAGGCCUUGUUCCCAGGACAUACCUUGCGGUUCCUAAGGAAGAGGAAGAAAGCCAGGAGGAGUCAGAAGAACACACAGAAGUGGUGGAUGAAACAGCGGAUGGAACUGAAAUUAAAAGAAGAACAGAUUCCCACUGGAGUGCUGUCCGAGCCAUCAUAGAGAAUGACACUGUGGAGGUACUGACCACCACAGGGGCAGUUCCUGCAGGAUUCCGCCCAUCCAUGCUUUUCCAUCUCUUGGAGGAAGGUGAAGAGUUUCGAGCAAGUUACUAUUUGCAACCUAAGCUUACUCCAUCCCAGCUGGCUUUUAAAGACUUGGUGUGGAACUCAGAGAGAAAUACUAUCCAUCCUAGACCGACCAGAGUGUCCCUGAUUGUCACUUUAUGCAGCUGCAAGAUGAUCCCUCUGCCUGGAACCGGUGUGCGGGUCCUCAGCCACCAUGUCCGGCUCUGCCUCUUCGAUGGCAGCCGGGUGCUGAGUAACAUUCACACAGUGAGAGCCAUGUGGCUGCCUAAAAAUCCUCAAACUUGGACCUUUUCUCCAAGGGUGAUGGGCAUCUUACCCAGCUUGCUUGAUGGUGACUCUUUUGUCAGGUGCAACUCCCUAUCUUCAGACACUGGGAUAUUGUUUGAGCUUGGCAUCACGUACAAGUGCAAUUCAACAGGUGAAAGAGGAGAGCUGAGCUGUGGCUGGACCUUUCUGAAGCUUUUCACUUCCAGUGGGAUUCCUGUUCCUUCCAAAAUGUAUGAGCUGGUCCUGAGUGGUGGAACUCCCUAUGAGAAAGGCAUUGAGGUUGACCCAUCAAUAUCAAGGAGAGGCUCUGGGGUUUUUCAGCAGUUUAUGAGCCUCAGGAAGCAGCCUGUGCUUCUGGUGAAAGUGAAGUCACCAAGUGUGCACUCAAAAGACAUCCUGAAUUUUCUCCCUGAAACAUUAGUUGGAGGCAUGUGCUACAUCCAUCUCCUGGUGUUUUAUCGGCAAAUCCUUGGAGAUGCCCUCCUGAAGGACAGGAUGAGCAUGCAAAGCACAGGUGAGCACUGGAGGAAGAUCAGGCUCGUCCGGGGAAUGACUCCUGCCAGGUCUCCCUUUGACUUAAUCUGUAAUCCUGUUCUAGCAACUUUCCCUCAACUCCUGGAUCAGCCAGACCUGAUGGAUGCACUUCGGAGUGCCUGGGCAGACAAAGAAAGAACAUUGAAGAGAAUUGAGAAGAGAGAUCAAGAAUUCCUGAAGUCUGCAUUUGUCCUAGUGUACCACGACUCUGUGUUCCCUCUGCUCUGCUCCACGUACCUCCCCAGCUACAGAUGGGCUGAGGAAGAGGUGGAAUUGUCUCGCUGGAAGGUGAUCCAUGACUUCCUGAAAAGGAGCCGGGAGAAGGAUGGUGCACUGGAGUACCUGCUGUCAUCAGAAAACACCCACAAAGCCUUUGACAUCUCAGAGCUGGCCUAUGAUUUCUUAGGAGAAGUGAGGGGAAAGAAUCCUGGAGAAUGAACAAUUCAGGCUCUCUAAGAACGUGGUAACAAUAAAAUUAAAUUCUUACCAAAGAGAUUGUGUAGGAGCUGAAUUGUAAUGGAUAUUUUAGCACAAUUAAGAUUUUGAGAGAGAUUAAAAUUAUUUUAUCUGUU
This is a messenger RNA of Vidua macroura (Pin-tailed whydah), 2642 nucleotides long. It is a transcript of the gene NPHP1, whose product is annotated as nephrocystin 1. The record is from RefSeq and is a predicted model, not a curated record. Bases 298 to 2508 code for a protein of 736 amino acids. Gene Ontology annotation, biological process: protein localization involved in establishment of planar polarity. Gene Ontology annotation, cellular component: cytoplasm; cilium. Gene Ontology annotation, molecular function: protein binding. The transcript is spliced from 20 exons. NCBI's taxonomy places the organism in Eukaryota, Metazoa, Chordata, Aves, Passeriformes, Viduidae.